Danio aesculapii is the source of this 4040-nucleotide messenger RNA. It is a transcript of the gene stard7, whose product is annotated as StAR-related lipid transfer (START) domain containing 7. The coding region runs from base 547 to 1755 and encodes 402 amino acids. Lineage: Eukaryota; Metazoa; Chordata; Actinopteri; Cypriniformes; Danionidae. The record is from RefSeq and is a predicted model, not a curated record. The transcript is spliced from 8 exons. Gene Ontology annotation, molecular function: lipid binding.
UGCUCGUCACGCAACUUACGCUCCACUAGCAAGAUGUGAGGGCAUGAAGCUAACGCACGAGGAUAAAAGUAAGAUAAAUAUAACGCUACGAAUACAAAAAUCAGUUUAUCUAUUAUAAAAUAUCGGGUUUGACACGUGGUCGAACACAUUAGUGUUGUUUGCGUUGAUUUAAUUACAGUUUGCUCGCGGUCGCAUGUCAUUAAAGAUAGGCUAGCUAGGUUAGUCAGUAGAUCUGUUAUUCGCUUAUGUCAAGUUGUUUAUGUAGUAGAUGACUACUAAAUCGCCUCAUAACAUGAGCCGAGAAUACGAAAAGUGAUAUUAUUCAGCCCUUGUGCGUUGCAGCUGUUCACCAAAACCUGUCGUUGCAUAUUUUGCAAGAUAACAGCUAGUGCAUGUCAACUUGACAUUGGGUUGCACUUGUUGUAUGGGUCCAGUUACCACAUGGGAGUUGAUCUGUAUAACAAAGCGUUGUUUUAGCUAAAUUAGGGCUUUAAAGUGCUCUUCAACGUCUAAUCUAGAUAUCAUCGACCCUUGGUUCUAGAUAAAAUGUUCCCCUCCGUCCAGCAUCGCCCAGUGUGCAGCAUAGGGGCCAGAGCUGUCCGACUGCAAAGCAUAAACACUUUUAGUAAUAGCGGUGCAAAAAGUUGUAAAUCGUUUAGUUUUUCGUGGGUGGGUGAGCGCGUGGGCCUGCUGAUGUCAUGGCUUCAGAAAGCAGGAAGGGGAACCAACAAACUGGCCUCCGACAACAAGAAGGAGAAACUGUUGUCUAUAUUCGCCAACCAUUGUAGUUUUGUAACAGGCCAGAGGCUUAGAAGGGCCUUUCAGAUAGGAGAGCUGUACUCAAACCUGUACUCCGAAAGAAGCAGGUGGACGCUCGUGGGCAGCAUAUGGCGGCGCCUGCAAAGCAAACACGCCCCUACUGGAAAACUCAUAGCGGCUCUGGCUGGAGUCUUCAUGUGGGAAGACGAGAAGAUUCGGGAUGAUGAGCUGAGAAGGUGUGCAUGGGAGCUUCAGGCCGUGGAGUCGGUGAGGAGCCAAAAUGUGAGCCCAAAGGUGGCUGCACAUGUGGAUCAGGGCUGGGAAGUGGUCAUGGAGAAGAAAAAUUUCAGAGUAUGGCGGAGACCAGUCGAGGGCAGUCAUCUUUUUGAAUACAGAGUGUUUGGUUCCUAUACAGACGUCACUCCUCGACAGUUCUUCAAUGUACAGUUGGACACUGAGUACAGGAAGAAGUGGGAUGCACUGGUUAUCAAGCUGGACGUGGUGGACCGGGAUGUCAACACAGGCACUGAGGUCGUUCAUUGGGCCACACAUUUUCCAUAUCCCAUGUACUCCAGAGAUUAUGUCUAUGUGCGCCGAUAUCAAGUCGACCUGGAGAACAACUUGAUGAUCUUAGUCUCAAGAGCUGUGAAACACCCCUGUGUCCCGGAGACCCAGGAAUAUGUCAGAGUGCAUUCAUACCAGUCAAAGAUGGUCAUCCGGCCACACCGCUCAUUUGAUGAGAAUGGCUUUGACUACCUGCUGACAUACAGCGAUGACCCCCAGACAGUCUUCCCUCGCUACUGCGUCAGCUGGAUGGUGUCCAGUGGCAUGCCAGAUUUCCUGGAGAAGCUUCACACUGCUGCUCUCAGAGCUAAAAACAUGGACGUCAAUGUGCACGAUUACGUCAAUGUUGUAAAACCUUCUCAACCCUCCCAAGAACAACGACUAGGAGCUGAAAACACUCACACUUCUGGUCCAAGUCAGAUCUAUGCCUGAGCGUCUGCUAAAAUGACCCACAACAGGACAGUUUUUCUUACCGGGUCAUUAUUGUAGCCACAAAGAAAUCAGAACCGUUUAUUCCCAAGGUUUCAUCAUUGCCAUUUGAACAAUCCUGCAGUAGCUGUCAUACCGCACGCUCGCAUCUUUCAUUUUUGUGCUGUUAGUUUGCUUCCUCUUUCUGUAGAGAGCAUCUAAGCCAAACUGCUAAGAUGAGCCAAAACAUUGCUGUUUAUUAAUUGCAGACGCUCCUGCCAAAGCAGUAUUUCACUCUCCUUUUCUUUACAUCAUCAGAAUCGAUCAUGCAAACGCCCUUCCAGCUUCAAGUUCAGGAAGUUGUUUGCAGCUUAAACUGUGAUGAACUGCUCCUCAUUUACCGUGUGAAUGUUCACUGCCAGCAAAAAAGCCCAAACAGCCUUCACAGGAUCACCGAAAAACCUCUUCUGGAAAUGAAAGAGGUUAGUCUUACGCCAACCGCAACAUCCUCACCAACAGGCUCAGCUUGCGUUCUCUAGGGCUGUUAAUUCUCAAACUACGCUCAACUCCUGGCGGAAUCAAUAUCGCACAGAAAGCUGAAGGAAAGUCUGCAAGUCAGCAUAUAAAUGGGAUUUUGCGCAGGUACAAAUAUUUCUGUUGUUUUUUGAGAUUGGAACUCAAGUUUAACGGGAUUGUCUGUAUUAUACAUGUUUAUACGUCAAAUAAGUGGAUUAAUGCAGUCAAACUUGCCUAAAAACCUCACCUAAAUAUGAAAAUCUGCUGUUUAUCUUGUUUUGCUCUCAGGCUAUCCAGUUUUACUUUCUUCUUCAGAACAUUAAGGAUGAUUUUCAGCUGAAACUACAGUCCUUGCUGAUUCAUAAAAUGAACGUCAAUGGCUGCAAGCACUUUAUUAGUUCAAAAAAUAUAUAUAUCUGCAGAUCAUGAUGAUGCAUUGUGGUCUUAUGAAAUGAAAUAAUCGAUCUGUGCAAGAAGCUGUUCAUCUAAAAAUCUUUUUCAGUGCUCGGCUUAUUAAAGACAUAAGUCUACUGCAUUUCGGAUGACCUGAGGGUGGGUAAAUUUCUAGCAAAUUUUCAUUUUUGGGCAAACCAUCACUUUAAUGCCACAUUCUAACCUGAUCCAGGUCUCCGUCCCAUCUUUAGAGCAUUCACACUUUAUUUCUCAUGCCACACGCCAGGGAGGUUGCUGCAGUAUUUUUAGGGAAUGCAAAGGAAUGUGCGUGUCGACCUUUGUUUUGCUUGGUUUCUAUGUUAUAACAUUAAAAAUGAAAGCAGAUCUAUUCUAUAUGGUGGUCAGGAUUUAUAUGGUGGCUGCCUCCAUAUGCUCUUCUAUAAUAUCCAGAUGUCCUCUGUUUCAGUUAGGAUAGCACUUGAUCUUUCAUGCGGGGUACUAGAGUUGCAUAGGAAUUGCUGCACUUGGAAUAUGAAAGGUCCCAAAGGUUAUGUUGAUUAUGACAUUCAUGUAACCGACUACGUGACUUACUGCAUUUGAAUAUCUAAAGUUGUAACAAAAAGAUCAGUGUCUUGUUCACUCCUAUUUUCGUUAAUUAUUAAUCCCCCUUUUGUUUGUAGUAUGUCUUUUCUUUCGUUUAGUUGUAAUAUUGUUUUGUCAUUCUGUUGAGAAAAGCUUAAAUGUGUUUGUGAAUGUUUAAAACCUGGAAAACACUGCACUGUUUACAUCAGUUUCUGAUUAUUGACUACAAACUGCUCUGUUAUGGAUGAUAUUCAUAGUUUUCUAUGAUUAUUUACACCUCAGUUGCAUGUUGUCGAUUACCACGGUAAAUCAUUUCAGUUUUCAUAUUCAUGACUCCGUUUAUAAAUAAAUAUUGCAUGUCAGAUUUGUUUUGUUUUUAAUUAUUGAGGUACUAGCUGAAAUGAUAAAGCAUAACUACACUUUUACAAAUAACUUUGAUAGCCCGCCAAACAUCACAGCAUUUAUUUUUAGGUGAAUUUUCUGGCACUUCUGAAAUGGUUAUGCACAUUGUAUGUUUUCAGUCAUCAUGUUCAAAUCUCAGAUAUUCAUUCGUGCACUCAAGAGUGUGUUUUCUUGGCGUUUGACAAACACUCAGCUUAUGAUUUGAGUCAAAGCAUCUUGUAAUAAAACAACUCAUGUUUACUCGAUCAUUUUCACAGUUUUCUAAUAUCUGAACUAGAACUGUUCUAUUGUAGCCUCAAGUGAAAAUGUGUGUGAAUGAGUGAGAGCCAGAAGCAUGAGGGUUUAAUUGGGGCUGUGAUAAGACCAUGAUCUACCUAAUUCAUUAUCUGGUGACAAUAAAAUGAUUUGAAAUACUU